AUGAUUGGUACCUUUGCCGACGUUGUUGUGUCGGACGCGAUACUCAAGCACAUACCCGGUUUCGACACAGCCUUGGCGUGGGAGGCGAUCCGGAAGGAUUGCUACCAGUCAAGCGACCCGAACGACACUGCCAGGGGGAAGCAUGGCCUUUCCUACUACGACAGUCUAGGUUUUGUCCCCGCGGACGUUGGUAUCGCCGAGUCCUGCUCCAGGACUUUGGACUUUGCCUUUGCCGACGCCGCCUCGGCGGCAGCGGCGGACCAACUGGCGCACCCAGAGGAUGCCCAGAGGCUGCGCGAGAGGAGCGCGCGCGCGCUGAAGGCGCUCUUCCGCGCGACAGGCGGCCUCAUGGGACCCCUCGGCAAGGACGGCAAUUUCUCGACCCAGGAAGGCAACACGUGGGGCAACUGCUUCAUCGAGGGGUCUGCGUGGCAUCACUCCUUCCCGCCGUUCAACCUGCCAGCGCUGCUCGAGCUGCACGGUGGGCGAGGAGCACUGAUGGCUCGACUGCGGGACCUGCUGUCGACGCCCGCCACCUUUCAGGUCGGGUCCUACAAGACCACGAUACACGAAAUGCGCGAGAUGCGCAUGCUCGGCAUGGGGCAGUACGCGCACAACAACCAGCCGGUGCACCACGUGCUGUACCUCUUCUCCAUGCUCGGCGACCAUAACUCAACUGCGCAGCUCGUGCGGCAGGUGCUCUCCCGCGCGUACUCGACGAGCGGCUUCGUCGGCGACGAGGACAACGGUGAGAUGGGCGCCUGGUUUGUCCUGAGUGCCCUCGGACUGUACGCGCCCGCAGUGGGAACCACCGACGAGUACGUCCUGGGCGCCGUGCCGCUGUUUCCAAAGACCGUCCUGCACAGCCUGGGCAUCACCAUCGAGGCCCCGUCCGCCUCCCAGGAGGCGCCCGCCGUCGCCGAGGUCCUCUGGAGGUCGUCGCCUCUCACGGGGGCGUCGGGGGCAUCGGUGCGCUACCGAUCCUUGCGGGCUGGUGGAACUAUGCGCUGGGUAUCUCCCGGCGAUGCCAGGAUCGGCCGCGCCGUCUCCAGGAUGCGCGGCACGCUCGGCGAGGCAAUGAAGAGGGUGAGCCCUGGGAUUGGUGAGAAGUCGCUGCCCCAGCGCGCCGACACAUGCCGCAGCCCGCCUCCUGGCAGCUGCCGGGUGCGGCGGCCGCCUGGCUCCCCUGGGCGCUCGGCGUGCUGCUCGCGGCGGGCACAGCGCACCGCUGCUGCACGGCGUGCGCGUGCUGCCCUGGCGCCGCAGACAAGGCCGAGUGACACCUUGCCGCGGUGGGCGGCCGCGCCUUGUCGGCGACGAGAAACCAGUCGACCAGUCGAUGCUGUCCCAAUCCAUGCAGAUCUCCGACGAUGUGUGUCCUUCGAUCCGUAG
Messenger RNA from Prorocentrum cordatum, 1392 nucleotides. The record is from the annotation of a GenBank genome assembly. Lineage: Eukaryota; Dinophyceae; Prorocentrales; Prorocentraceae.